Molecule: messenger RNA, 185 nt
Organism: Tauraco erythrolophus (red-crested turaco)
Lineage: Eukaryota; Metazoa; Chordata; Aves; Musophagiformes; Musophagidae
Source: RefSeq, a predicted model, not a curated record
AUGCUGAUGGACAAGUGAGCGUGAAAUUUGGUGUGCUCUUUGCUGAUGAAAAGUGUGCCAACCUCUUUGAAGCCCUAGUGGGAACCCUUAAGGCUGCAAAACGACGGAAGAUCAUCACUUAUCAAGGGGAGCUACUUUUACAAGGUGUUCAUGACGACGUUGAGGUUGUGCUGCUGCAGGACUGA